Molecule: messenger RNA, 1257 nt
Organism: Paramecium octaurelia
Lineage: Eukaryota; Ciliophora; Oligohymenophorea; Peniculida; Parameciidae
Source: the annotation of a GenBank genome assembly
AUGAUGGGUAAUCAAUAUCAUGUUAAAAAUGUGAUAUUUAGUUUUUAAAUUGCAUACAAUAAUCUUACAUAUGUUUAUCAUGUCCAUAAACAAGAAAAAUAGAAACAAAUUGUAAAUGUCAAUAAGGAUACUAUGAAGUUGGGUUAUAGGUUUGUUUAGAAUAAUUCAAAUUGUAUGACAUGUUUAAACACAUCAAAUAAUUGUACAUCAUGUGAUUCUAACUAAUUUAGAGAAAUUAACUUAAAAACAAGAACUUGUGAUUGAUAAGUAGGAUUUAUUGAAGUUGAUGGAACAUGUUAAUAAUGUAAUCAGAAGUGUUAAACAAGUGCAUUAUUCAAUUAUGAAUGUACUUCUUGCAUUAAAUAUCGAUACUUAAAAGAUAAAGAUUGUGUUUGUAUUUAUGAAAUGUAUGAAUCAUAUAAAGAUAAAUCAUGUAUAUUAUGCAGUAAGAUAUAUUUAACCUGUGUUAAUUAAAGUGAUUACUGUUUAACAUGUUCAAUAGCCAAUUUUAGACAAUUUAAAACUGCAAAUACUUGUGAAUGCAUACAAGGAUAUCAGGAAAAUCCAAUCAAUUUGAAUUGUGAACAAUGUGCAAAUUCCUGUUUGACUUGGUCUUUAUUAUAUGAUAAUUGCUUAACUUGCAAUACUAGUCUUAAUUUAUUUUUAGUUAACAAAAGAUGUCUAUGUAGCAAUCGUAUUAUUUUGAUUCAUUAAAUAAUUCUUGCUAAUGUAUUCAUACAAUUACAUAAUAGACUAAUAUAGUCCAAUUUUAAAUAAACACUAUUUAGAUUCAUCAUCAAAAUAUCGGGUUGUCAAUAGGCAAGAAGCAAUUAAGUAUGAAAAAAUUAAUAAAAUUGUUCAAGUAAUAAUAUAUUUAACAUAAUGCAAUUUGUGAAAAUACAAAUAAAUAUUGUAUAACUAGUGCAAAUGAAUUUAAAAGAUAGUUUAGAGCAAAUAAUUGCUUGUGCAUCCAUGCUAAUAUGAAGCUGGAAUUGAAAUGUGUUAAAAAUACAUUAAUCUUUGCCAAACAUGUUAAUCUUCUGCCUCGAAUUGUUUAUCCUGCUAUGAAAUUGAACAUAAUCGUUUUUAUUGAGAAAAUAAAUGUUUAUGUUAGCCUGGGUAUUUUGAAUAAAAUACAGAUAUCUGUUCUAGUAAAAGAAAUUAAACAAUAAAAUAGAAUGCUCUAAUAAAUGUUUAAUCUGCAAAGGUCAGGCAAAUCUCUGUAUAGUUACCUUCUUAAUAUCGAUUUAUGUAUGA